Molecule: messenger RNA, 2412 nt
Organism: Macrosteles quadrilineatus (aster leafhopper)
Lineage: Eukaryota; Metazoa; Arthropoda; Insecta; Hemiptera; Cicadellidae
Exons: 10
Coding region: 1-2412 (803 amino acids)
Source: RefSeq, a predicted model, not a curated record
AUGGAAACAGGCCCGACUGUCAGCCCGGUGACGUCACAGGAGGUGGGGGAGCGGGGCCGUGUCGGCAAGUGCUACAUCAAAGACGGGGAAAUGGCGUCUACCUCUUGUGAUACAAACAAGAAAUACAGUAGAAACUUGUGCUCCUUCACCGGAUGUGGAAGAAACGGAAAUGAUGCACCAUCAACAGUAGCUGCCCAAGAGCCAAACCCCACACAGCUGACACAACCCCCUUCUGAUCCUUCUAAUCUGUACCAAGAAUCAAUAAACCCCGUACAAACCCCACAACAAUCUCAAGUUUAUGACAGACAGGCUGCUGGUCACGAAGCGCAUGUGGAUAUGAAGAAAAUGCCAUGGACACAGGAAGAGAAGUUGCAAGCCUUAGCAAUGAGAUACAAAUCCCCAGCAUUGUAUGACCAGAUGAGAAGUGAUGGGUUUGCUCUGCCUAGCACAUCGACAAUUGCACGCUGGCUGCAGUCUAUCAACUUAAGGCCUGGCGUAUGCUCAGAGAUCAUCGGCUUGAUAAGAAAUAAAGUCAAACACAUGGGUGAUUGGGAAAAAAACGCUGUCAUUCUGUUCGAUGAGAUGAGCAUCAAGUCUAGUCUUGAAUAUGACUCGAAAAGGGAUGUGGUUGAAGGAUUGUUUGAUCUUGGAGAAGAUGGCCGUAAGCCUUACCCAGCUACUCAUGUCCUACUGUUUAUGGCCAGAGGGCUUACAUACAGAUGGAAAAUGCCCAUCGCUUAUUUUGCCACCAAUAAAAUGGUGAACGGCUCUGUUGUGGCAAAACUGAUUCCUAAAUGCAUAAAUGCAAUGCAAGAUGCUGGGUUAAAAGAAACGGCCAAUCCUGAUGAUGAGCAGCAGGCAGCUGCUUCAGAGGAGCCGGGUGAAAAGCCCAGUAUUGGUGUUGCCGACUGGGAUCACGUCCAAAAGCUCUACAACAUAGAUAGCGGAGCCACCAAGUCCAGAGCCACCAAACUGACGGAGAAGCACAUCCGGCCAAACAGCUUUGAAAAGAUGUCGGUUAAGCUGGCAACUCAAGUCUUUAGCUUAUCCGUCAGCGCAGCCAUGUCAACUGCAGUUGAAACUGGGGAGCUGCCUUCAAGCGCACUAGAUACUGCGUACUUACUGAAACGUUUAAACAACAGAUUUGAUGUGAUGAACAGCACAAAUAAGUUCCAUCCGAACCCAUACAAAUGUGCUAUUUCAGCAUCUACCAACAGCCAUCUUAGAAAGCCACUAGAUACUUUAGUUGAUGACAUAAAUUGGGUCAAAUCUUUAAAUAUGUUGCAUGAGAAGAAAAGACCACCUUGCUUACACAGCUUAGAGCACACACUGGUUGCAACCCGAAUGCUCUGGGCAGAUUUGGAAGAAGAUGGCGCCAAAUACCUUUUGACUGGAAGACUGAACCAGGACCCAAUCGAGAAUGAGUUUUCGGUCGCUAGACAGAAGUGCGGGUUUGAAAGAAAUCCGUCUAUUCGGUUGUUCCGCCAAAACUUAAGGCAUAGGAUACAGGCAGCUCUGGUCCAACCCCCAGCUGGAGCCAACUGUGAACCCGAUGACGAUGAACUUUUGUCGACAAUGACGAUAGAUAAAGAGACAGAACCACACAGCGGAUCCUCAUUAGCCUGUGAGUCAGCCACGACCGCCCUCCCCACUGAAGAACAUGAAAACUCUCUUACUCCAGAAUCGGACACCGACGAGGAAAACGACGCCGGUCUUGGAUCCUCAUUGCCAUCAUUGCAGUCCUGUUCCGUUAGGAGGGAACUGUUGAAGCUGCCACCUGUUCAUACAGCAGACAGUCCUGAAGAGGCCCUCAUCAGGAACAAGGAGUAUCGGCAUGACACAUACAGUUUGAUAUACCCUACGGACAAAACAACUGAGGUAGUGGACAUGGUGCUAAGUGUUUUGGACAAAAUUUUCAAGACCAAAAUACACGUUGUUGGUUUUAAGAAAAAUGUGCUCUUGAAAGCCAAACAACUUAUUUUCAAGACCCACUCAGAAUGGAUGAGAGGUGCUACGGAUUGCUACAAGCACAGGGAGUUCUUAAUAAAUAAGAUUGUCUCCGCCAAAAUUAAAAGAACUCUGCAAGCAAUGUCCAAAGAACUGCGCCAGCCCGGUGGGAAAUAUGGUAAUCACUGGGAGAAAGUGAUGAAAUUGCAAAACAAUAAGAGGAUUUUCAUGAGUGAUCGUAGUACAUUUAUCAAGGGAGAAGUAGGUAUAUGGUUUGACAAGAGGACAGUACUGUCGCUUGUGGCUAGCCAGCACCCUGCGAGGGAUCCAUUUGCCAAAGGUAUGUUCAGCGGGUUCAGUGUACACAGUACGUGUACGUCGGUGUCGAGUCGAGUCGACGGCCAGUCCCGGGUUGGCGCUCGGUGCGGCGGUGCCGUUCUCAUACGCCGCUGUAUCCCCUCCUAG